Doryrhamphus excisus (bluestripe pipefish) is the source of this 3281-nucleotide messenger RNA. NCBI's taxonomy places the organism in Eukaryota, Metazoa, Chordata, Actinopteri, Syngnathiformes, Syngnathidae. The record is from RefSeq and is a predicted model, not a curated record.
CCAGCGGUCCGUGUAUAAACGAUUGAUGCACUCGGUUGCCCCCUGGCGACCAAAAAAAGACAAAUCACAGUUUCACUUUUGCUCGGAAUGACUCUGGAGAUUGAAGUCUCUUUAAAAAGGAAGCAAAUAAAUAAUCGCUAAGCCCGUGUAAGAUGGCGCAAGAGAGCAGGAUAGUGAGGGUGAGCGGUCUGCCCACAGACAUUGAUGAAGAGCGGCUGAUAGAUAAACUGUCUGUCCACUUCCUGCGGUCCAGCAACGGAGGAGGGGAAAUAGACUCUGUCACCAUUAAUAAGAAGAAGCCAGACUGUGCUCUGGUUCAAUUUGAAGACAGCGGAGUGGCACAGAGAGUCAUUCAACAUGGCCGACACACUCUGAAAGUGGACAGGAAGGAGUACAAGCUCUCUGUCAGCGAGCAUCAUCCCAGCCUGGAUCCUGACAAGGUCAUCUUAACGUUAACAGCGACUGUGGACUACAGUCAGAUUCCCGAGGGAAGAAGCGCAUUGGCGCGUCUUCAGCAGGACCACCCCGACGUGGAGAUGAUCGGCGACUCUUCCAAGAGUUUGGUCAGACUGCACGGUGCCUACUCCAAAGUGCAGUCAGCCUUGGCGCAGCUGCUGGCCCACCCUCAGGGCCCAGGUCGCACCUCCGCCACGCCGAUCAAGAACCCUAAUGAGGGACGAGACGAAAGAGAUGUUCAUCCUCCAUCCUCGUGGGAGGACCUCCCUCUGAUGGUGGAUGCAGACGUCUUCCAGUAUCUCCAGGAACGCUGCGGCCGGGAAUACCAGCACAUCCAGAGCCAGCACGGCGUUGAGGUGGUGGAUGUGACCAGCGAGGGGCUCACCACUUUGUUUCUGAGAGUAGCCGCGGAGGACGGCGAGGAGAAGCAGGAGCGCAUCAAGAAUGCCAGGAAGGCCAUCAGCUCUCUUUACCAGGAGAGCGAGAGGAACAUCUGCCAAGCUCAGCUACGUAAGACUGACGUGAACCCCGCGGGAGGCUUGAAGCUAGCGAUUGAGAGCUUAGGUGUCCGAUUUCCCAGGCUUCUCCUCAGUGACGAUGACUGCAACAUCUACAUGGUGGGCGACCAUAGUGACGUGUCCGAGGCCAAGCAGUUCCUUCUUCAGGAGCAGAGUCAAGCACACGAGGAAGAUGUCGCCAGUCUUAUGGGAUUCCCAUCGUAUCCCUCGCCAGCCACUGAGGUGCACCUUCCAUCUCCUGCCAUCGCAGGACCUCUGGAUGAGAGGACGGCUCCUCAGGAGAGAAGAUCCAAAGGCAGCAAAGCGUAUCAUUUAGCAGCUCGCCUUAAAGACCCUGCACUGACUCCACUGGGAAACCCCCAUUUGCCGGGGUCCUGGUCUCCCAGCAGGCAGCCUGGCCUUCCAGAAGGUCAUGGGUCAGAAGCAGCAUCGGGGGACUCGAGCGGACACCCACCAAUGAGGAGUAAAACCGACUCAGUGGUUAGAAAACCAUCGCUGAGCGCAACACCACUUCCACCACCCAGGCCUGGAUCUGCACUGAGGAGAGCUCAAAGUUUUUCUGGAGCACUCCAGCAGGGAGGUCCGAAGACUGACGAGGAUCCCUCAGUGUGUCGACCCAGGACUUUGAGGCUGAGCCCCCAGAAAGACCACCAAGGGCUCUACCACACAGAGAUGCUGGUGUCGACGGUCAUGUGGCUCCACAUGAGGGAGGCCUACAGCACCCAAGUGGAGGCGCUGACGCCGGACCUCCACAUAAACGAGGAACCCUCGGACGGCAGCGUCCAGUCCACCAUCUCCAUCCGUGGGGCCGAGCCCUCCGCUGUGGCCUCGUGUAAGCUCCACUUGCAGGAACUGGUGGACGCCGUGGCCACGGAUUUCUCCGUGCACGAGAUCCGCCUGUCCGAGCUCGGCGUCGCCGACCCCGGAGACGAGACGCUGCAGGCCUGCUGCGCGGAGGUGCGCCAACGCUUCAGGAAGGUUAGCGUGCGCGUCAUGAAGAAGAGCUUGUACCUACUCGGGUCGAGGCGGUUAUGCGCUCAGGUGGGGGUCUCGCUCAGGGAGGUCUUUUCUGGAGACGUGGAGGACAAAGCCGGUGGGAGUGGGUCUAGCUCCGCCUCUCGUCCCUUUAGCGCCACCUGUAGGCAAAUAAAUGAGGGUCAUGGGAGGCUGAUCAAUUCCGGGAUUUUAACAAAGGAGGUCCGUCCUCAGAAUGAACCCCGAAACGGAUCUGGUGGUCAAACAGUAACCAGGACAGACCCGGAUCAGGGUGGACCACAGUCAGCUACAAAAGGACACGGCACUGAUGCCCGAAGUGAAAUUCAUGGACCCUUGGAAGGCAUCUGCGUGUGCGGGGAGAGCGGGGCCUCGACGACCCGCACGGAGUGCGGAGCCGUUAUGUGCCCCGAGUGCCUGGAUGCCGUGCACGUCCACUGUAGGGUUUGCCGCCGCAGCGCGGCGAAGACGACGGCGCCAGCCGCCAUCCGAGGGAAGAUGAGCCACUGUAAACUCAACUUCAGCCUGCCGGGUCACAACAAGCACGCCACCAUCAAGAUCACCUACCGCAUUCCUGCCGGCUUACAGGAGAAAGAGCACCCGUCCCCGGGAAAACCCUUCCAAGGGGACGUCUUCGAGGCCUUCCUCCCCGACUGCGAGAAGAGCAGGAAGCUGCUACCCAGGCUGGAGGACGCCUUCAGGCGGGGCCUCACCUUCACCGUGACCGGCGAGGAGAAAGGGUCCAAGGUCACCUGGGACGCCAUCCCGCACAAAACCAGCCUGCAGGGGGGCCGCUCGGGGAACGGCUACCCGGACUCUUCCUACUUGAAACGCCUGUCCGAUGUCUUGACCUCACUGGGGAUUGAAGAGGAAGCUGACAAGGCCUGAGACGCUUGUAUUUCCUUGUAUACAGUUGCGUCUUCUUUACUCAACUGCAGAGAGUAUCAGGCUUUUAUUAGUAGUAAUGCACGUUCAUACUAAUGUUGCAUAAUACUUAUUUCUUUCACAGUUAAUAAUUUUUGCAAUUUCUUUACUUAUUACGGGUUAAUGUUACGAUUUAUUUUAUGUUCCGUGUUCAUGUUCGGGUGAAGGUUAAAUUUACACAUGCACUUUUUCUUCAAUUCCACUGUAAACGUCAGCUUUACAGAUGCCACGUGUGCUCCGACGACGUCUACAUCUAACGGUAAUUACAUCCACCAAGUGGGACCAAAGAUGGUGACGUUGCGUCACGAUGUUUAUUCAUAUUCACCCCCUUGUUGCCUUAUGACCGUUAAAUAUAAGCACAUGUAAUACAUUAAAAAAUACUUUAAUGCU